Molecule: messenger RNA, 913 nt
Organism: Symbiodinium necroappetens
Lineage: Eukaryota; Dinophyceae; Suessiales; Symbiodiniaceae
Source: the annotation of a GenBank genome assembly
GACAGUGAUCAUUGCCUAUACACCCAAUUGUCUGGGGAAGUUGGAUCAGUGUGACUUGGAGAUGUUGCACGAUCAUGGUUUUCCCGUUCCGUUGUCACAGCUUCCUGAGUAUCAUGGGUGCGGUGGUGGAUUGGAAGGAUCUCCACAAGUCGCAGCUGUUACUACAGAGGACAGUCAGGCGAAGGAAUGCAAUAAGGACUCAGACUGGUCGUUGUAUUUGGACUUAGAACCUGGCACAGUCAAGAUAGCGGAUGCCGUUGAGGAUGACUUUGGUGGCCCGCGACUGCAAAAGGUCGAAGUCAGCUACACCAGGAAUAUUGAGCAGAUACUGGCUGGUUUGACGAGCCCUUUGGAUGUGACGCGUACAGUACACCCAGAUGAAGUGUUUGCAUGUUUGGAGCAGUGGCGUCCAGCUAUUCUCAAAGAGGUUGCGGGCAUCGAAGGUGCUAUUGAGAAGUUACAUCCUGGCUCAGCUCCCAUGUUGCGGGGAAGUUUCCGAGAUGACACGUUGCAGGAGCUGAAGACACCUCGUGGUUUGAAGUGGAAGCAGGGCAAAGCAGUCACAUCCUGGUGGUCAGUUCUCGAUACCAGUGGUGCAGUGGCUGCUAUAGUGGUGGUGUACGUGGACGACUUUAUGAUUUGUGGCCCACGAGAAAUCGUCACUGAGCUUGGAACGGCGGUCAAAGAUGUUUGGGAGACGUCUGAGCUGACGUUUCUGGGGCCUGGUAGCUCAGUCAGGUUCCUUGGAAUGGAGUUGCAGCGUGAGUCUGAGGAUUCAGAAGAGAUCCUGGUGGGACAACAUGGAUAUAUUCAAGAACUACUACGACUUCAUGGCGUCACCACUACAAGUCAAGAUCGCAUCCCCAUCACAAAGGAGCUCGCGGUUGUCCCCAGCACCCCUGAGGAGGAGGAU